AAAAGCCUGGACAGCUCUCAAUGUGUGAGCAUACUUUCAUUUGGUAAUUGAAAGGUUUGGAGCGCUGGUCACACUAUAAACACACGUUCCAUGGGUGGGUGCCUUGGGAUCUGCGGGAAGUUCAAUCUUUAUUCAACCAAAUUAAUAGUGGAGCAACAUGAUAACUCUUUCAAGCCCAGCAGGACUUCAAUCCACUCCUCUGCCCCCGUAUGCCGAUCAACUAUAUCCUCUGAGUGACAGCAUGGACUUCACAUUAUCUUCUGUAAAAGAUGAGGUGAGCACCAUAUGGACCCCCAAGAUCCCCAAUGUUGAUGGGGUGAGUCCGGACUGUUCUCCGUGGCCUCCUCUGAGAGAGCCUCAGGUCUGGACCAAAGCUCAGGUGUGGCAGUGGCUGCAGCAGGUCACGGACCAACACCACAUCGACAGCGCCAGCUUCCCCUUCCUGAACUUUGACGUGGACGGCCGUCAGCUUUGCAACAUGAGCUACCAGGAUUUCAUCCUUGCCGCUGGAAGCAUCGGGCACAUCCUCUUCUACAGCAUCGCUGACCUCAAAUGGAGUGGUGUGACGGAAACAGGACCAUAUCUUGGGAAGUGCUCUGACCUCAGUUUUGCCUGCAAUAGUCGCGAGAGAGGCCACUGUCAUGCAGAGUGUCCAGAUAUUAGGUUUCCAAUUGAAGGUGCAGGAACAGGUAUCACCAAGACAGAUGUUUGCAGUGCUCCUCAUGAACUGCUGACACCAGGUAUAUCAGCCUAUUCCUUACUUCCUGAGAAAAAAAGAUCAAGAAAUGUGUCCCAUCCCAGUCGUAAAAAUCGCAGUCCAAGGGGUGCCCACCUGUGGGAGUUCAUCCGAGACAUUCUUCUCAACCGCGAGUGUAACCCGGGAUUAAUUCGAUGGGAAGAUCGGACAGCAGGAGUUUUCCGCCUUCUCAAAUCCGAGGCUGUUGCACAGCUGUGGGGCAAGAAGAAGAAUAACUGUCGCAUGAACUAUGAGAAGCUCAGUCGAGCAAUGAGAUAUUACUACAAGAGAGGCAUCCUGGAGCGAGUCGAUGGACAAAGACUGGUUUACAAAUUUGGCAUCAAUGCGGAAGGAUGGAAGGAGUCGCCGAAGUGAUUUUUUUUAAAACUUUUCAAUCUUCAAUCUUUUUUUUUCCUCUUUGGACCUGGUGUCAAAAGAGCGAGUGUUGAGGACGAUGAGUAUCAGUCAGUCUGGCUUGAGUCUAAAAGCGCAGGCUGUGACAUACUCACCACACUCAUUGUAAAAUGAGUGGUAAAGUUCAACCUCUCAAACGCAGGGUUUUGUUUGUUUUUAUCCAUUUUUGUGAGCUGAGUAGAGUCACAAGAAUAUGAGCAAGUUCUUAUUGUUCCUGGUAAUGAAAUGUGAUUCUUCUUUCUACUGUAUUUACACUGAAAAAGAAUUCCUUUUGUUGCAAUGUUUUUUUGUUUGUUGCUUCUUAAAAACUUCUAUCUGAGCCAUUUUCUGGUUAAAACAGGGACAAUGUUAAUAAUUUGUCGCUGUUAUUUGU
This is a messenger RNA of Synchiropus splendidus (mandarinfish), 1523 nucleotides long. It is a transcript of the gene ehf, whose product is annotated as ets homologous factor. Gene Ontology annotation, biological process: cell differentiation; regulation of transcription by RNA polymerase II. The coding region runs from base 158 to 1111 and encodes 317 amino acids. The record is from RefSeq and is a predicted model, not a curated record. Gene Ontology annotation, molecular function: DNA-binding transcription factor activity, RNA polymerase II-specific; sequence-specific DNA binding. The transcript is spliced from 8 exons. Lineage: Eukaryota; Metazoa; Chordata; Actinopteri; Syngnathiformes; Callionymidae. Gene Ontology annotation, cellular component: nucleus.